AUGUAGUACGCAAAACAAGUUUAAUUGUGAAAAAUACUCUGUGUAUUGAAGGACUGUUAAAAAAGUCUGCGUUUAAAUUUGUUUGAAAAAAAAAAAAACAAAAGCCAUAUAGUAUAAUUAAUUUAUUUCUUUUACAAAAGAAAAUAAAAAUAAAAGCGCAAAAAGUUAUCUAAAGUGAUAUAAAGAAAAAGUAAACUACUUCACAAUACUGAGCGAAAUAAAAACCAAGCAGAACAACAAGAUGUCUGAAGCUUAUUUUGAUGCUUAUGAUCAUUAUAACUAUGACCAGGACAAAUACGUCUUUUCGGCACAUAGUGGCAAAUAUCGUUCCAAAAAGGAGGUUAAUGAACACAGUAAUCAUUUCGAUCCUAGUGGACAUUCCAGAAAACUUUUAACCAAAUUCAUGAAUACCAAUAACAAUAGAAAACUUGCCUGUGCUGGACACAAAAAUUGAUGCGACAUCGUCACAAAAGAAAGCAAACACUGAGAUAUUGAAGAAAAAGUAAAAGAAGAAAAAAAGUACAUAAAAACAAAAGGAAGUUGAAGAAAUAAAUUGAAAGUAAAAAAAGGAAGGAAAAAGGAAUACUACGUGUAUACAAAACAGAAAGUAACAGAAAAAAAGAAAGGAGUUCUACUAAAAAUAUAGAAAGUACCCUCAACAAAAAAAAGCCUAAAUACACAUUGGAAAAGUUUAAAGUCUAAAAAAAAGAAAAUCUCUUUAUAAAAACUAAAAAAUUUUUCUUUAUUAAAUUUAUUAAAUAAGGAGAUACUGGUGGCUACAUUUAUAGCUUAGCACUGCUAUGCAGUGCUAGACUAUUAUUUGUAGCCCCCACAAUUCUCGCUCUCUAACUUAAUCCAAAAAUUUAACAAAAUUUUCCUUUAAUUCAUAUUUUCUCUAGAUUUUUAGGCAUUAUUAUUGUUUUUCAUUUUUUAUACAAAUAAUUUAUUAUUAUUAUUUUUUUUUUUAAUUUAGUUGUAAAAACUUUUGCGAUUUAUAAAUAAUUUUUUGUCAACAAUUUAUGAAAUCACAGUAGUUUUUGCAAAACCCCAUGUAUUUCUCUACUACUAUUAUUAUUAUUAAUUCCUUAUAUUAUAAUUUGAUAAGUAAAGAAUAUUGCACUAAUUAUGUCUCAUUAUAAUAUAAAUAAUAAAAAUACAGUUAAAUUUAAAAAUAACA
Molecule: messenger RNA, 1177 nt
Organism: Lucilia sericata (common green bottle fly)
Lineage: Eukaryota; Metazoa; Arthropoda; Insecta; Diptera; Calliphoridae
Product: nuclear protein 1
Exons: 1
Coding region: 242-454 (70 amino acids)
Biological process (GO): negative regulation of cell cycle; regulation of transcription by RNA polymerase II; negative regulation of cell population proliferation
Cellular component (GO): nucleus
Source: RefSeq, a predicted model, not a curated record